Messenger RNA from Fusarium sp. VM40, 2007 nucleotides. The record is from the annotation of a GenBank genome assembly. Lineage: Eukaryota; Fungi; Ascomycota; Sordariomycetes; Hypocreales; Nectriaceae.
AUGUCUACCAUGGGCACCUCCAAUGUUGGCAAGACUUCCCCGACUCAGCCCGUCGACGAUGACUUCGAUGCGUCAGAUUGGGCCAUCAAUCUCAAUAUAUGGAGUUUUGUUCCUGAGUUUGAUCAAGGAUUUGAUGAAUGGCUUCCCGCAGACGGCCAGUGUUCAGUCCAGUGUCCAGGCUCGGAUCACGCAUGCGAAUCUCAUAGCGUCACCAGACACGGAGAGCAAAGCCUGCCUUUUAAUGCGUGGGAUGUUCCAGAACCGGAAAGCUUUGAUAUUGGCAUUGAACAAAUACUUUCACAGGACGCCGAUUUGGGCAUUUCUUCCACGACGUACGACUUACCACUGGAGCCGCCCAUCAUUGAACCGCGCUUUGAGCCAUUUCCUUCCGAGAGUCUUGACCUGUUCCUGCGACAACUCACUCCUUUACCGAAUACCGAUCCAUCGCCAGAUAAAAUCCCCGAUACAGUUCCUCAGUGGCUCGAUCGUCAAGUCACUAUGGACGACUUGAAGUAUAGUCACCAAACCGGUCCAAAGCCUGCUGGUUCACGCUACAUAUCUAAGAAAGAAAUCGGUUUCGAGUCACAAUGUACCGGUUCAGUAGGAUCAACAUGUACUAGGUGUGAACGUCUCAAGUCAAAAGUAGACGAGAAGCUCGUCGACGUGCAAGACGGGGACCGUGCCCAAUCAUCCUUUAAGCUUUUCCUCACUCCAACAGAGCCAACAUUAUCGUUGCCAAAAGUCGUCUACUUCGAACUGAUUGAAACGCAGAAGCUUUUGGUCGCUCUUCGCGGCGAGGUGGAUCUUAUAUCACGUUUCGGGCAUGGGGAUUCUCUAGAGUCUUUGUUCGAUGGCAAUAUGUUAUGGCAUAUUGACGACAAGGCGACAUUUUCUCCUUAUUCGCUGUCAAGCUCGACUAUUGCGGUCAAGAGGCUCGCAACGACCGCGGGAACGGUGGCGCAACUUGAUGGCAUAGUCGUACCAACAAUGGACGCGGUUCAACUCGAUACUUUCAUUGAUCAACGACGGCCUGUGCGGGAAAUCGAAGGUCUUGCUGACGUGGACCGAGAGACCAUCACCAUCGCAUGGCGGUGCGCGUACUGGCUAGCGGUUCUACUCAACUGGGAUGCCAAUGAGGUAUAUCUGAUAAGAGCUGGCCGCGACGCUUUGUCUCUGGUCGAGGCAAAGAACCUUGUCUUGGAGCUCGCCUAUUCCGUGGCUCAUCGUAUCCAGGUCCUUAUCAGAAAACUCUGCCACCGAGCAAUCAAGUCUAUAAAUCGUCUUGACGAGAGCUUGGAUCCCGUCACAAUCUGUUGCGCUCUCUGGAUGGUAUUUUCCGCGACCCACAAGUUUGAAAAACGGAAUUUCCAGGCAAAGAGCUUGAAAAACCUGGGCAAGGAGCGCGGCAGCAUAUUUCGGGCGAAGCGCAGUCGAUUCAAUCUAUUUCGCGCCAAGGACAGCAUUUCGGGGUUCAUGCAUUUUCAAUUGGCUGCUGUUUAUUCUACUUCGAUACUCACAUUCGUCUCGGCUGCUGCAGUGAAUAUGGGUGAUAGGACAGUGCUCAAUGCUUCCCAGCUCUUAUGGCUUGGCCUUGUAACGGACUUGUCAGUCUUUGCUCUGCUUGUGAGCCGGCCAAGUGAAGCAGUUCGAAGGCAGAAGCCGAUCCCGAAGUCCCAUCCAUUCAUGACAUUGACAAUGAAGAAGAUGGUUGGAGGGCAACUGAUUACCCAGGUACUCCUCACACUGUUGGCGUACUUUGGGUGGUUCAAGGUGUUCCGCAAUGUCGUAGAACCCAUGAACGUGGAUAACAGAACACAGCGAAACACUUUCGUGUUCAACACCUUCGUGUGGCUUCAGAACUUCAACAUACUCAACUCCAACCGACUGGACAAUCUAUUCAAUGUCUUUGAAGGCAGCUUUCGAAAUUCCUUCCUCUUUCCUGUCGCACUUCUCGUUGCCAUUGGGCAAAUCCUCAUUGUGGCAAGGCCUUUGAGACCUCGCAACUAG